Molecule: messenger RNA, 2787 nt
Organism: Rattus rattus (black rat)
Lineage: Eukaryota; Metazoa; Chordata; Mammalia; Rodentia; Muridae
Gene: Hmox1
Product: heme oxygenase 1
Exons: 4
Coding region: 338-1132 (264 amino acids)
Biological process (GO): heme oxidation; heme catabolic process; response to oxidative stress
Molecular function (GO): heme binding; heme oxygenase (decyclizing) activity
Source: RefSeq, a predicted model, not a curated record
CAGCUGCUCGCUCACAGUCGCCAGUCGCCUCCAGAGUUUCCGCCUCCAACCAGCGAGUGGAGCCUGCCGGAGCAGAGCCAUCUCGAGCGGAGCCCGGAGCCUGAAGCGAGCGGAGCCAGCCUGAACUAGCCCAGUCCUGCGAUGGAGCGCCCACAGCCCGACAGGCAAGCGACUACUUGGGGACGGGAACUGUGAUGUCCCGCGUCCCUUGUCCAGCCUAGAAAUGCAGGCUGCGAGACCAAGGAACGAGUUGCCGCCCAGUCUACCUGUAGCCAUGGGCAGCUGGAGGGAGAAAAUGUGAUUCACCCCUCUGACAUGCUGGAGGUGACCGGAUGGCAUGUCCCAGGAUUUGUCUGAGGCCUUGAAGGAGGCCACCAAGGAGGUGCACAUCCGAGCAGAGAAUUCUGAGUUCAUGAGGAACUUUCAGAAGGGUCAGGUGUCCAGGGAAGGCUUUAAGCUGGUGAUGGCCUCCUUGUACCAUAUCUAUACGGCCCUGGAAGAGGAGAUAGAGCGAAACAAGCAGAACCCAGUCUAUGCCCCGCUCUACUUCCCUGAGGAGCUGCACCGAAGGGCUGCCCUGGAGCAGGACAUGGCCUUCUGGUAUGGGCCCCACUGGCAGGAGGCCAUCCCUUACACACCAGCCACACAGCACUACGUAAAGCGUCUCCACGAGGUGGGGGGUUCUCAUCCUGAGCUGCUGGUGGCCCACGCAUAUACCCGCUACCUGGGUGACCUCUCAGGGGGUCAGGUCCUGAAGAAGAUUGCACAGAAGGCCAUGGCCUUGCCAAGCUCUGGGGAAGGCCUGGCUUUUUUCACCUUCCCGAGCAUCGACAACCCCACCAAGUUCAAACAGCUCUAUCGUGCUCGCAUGAACACUCUGGAGAUGACACCCGAGGUCAAACACAGGGUGACAGAAGAGGCUAAGACCGCCUUCCUGCUCAACAUUGAGCUGUUUGAGGAGCUGCAGGCACUGCUGACAGAGGAACACAAAGACCAGAGUCCCUCACAGACAGAGUUUCUUCGCCAGAGGCCUGCUAGCCUGGUGCAAGGUAAAGGUGGCCCCUUGGCUUCUGCUCUCCUUAGCCCAGCUGGAAUUUCUUUACUCUUCUCUAUUCUGAACGUUUUAAAUUAGAGAUAGGGUGCAGACAAAAGAGCCCAGGGUAAGUCUGUAGUAUGACUGUGGGUAAGCUAUAAGACUUUUCUACCUCAGUUUCUCCACAUUAGAAAAUCAGGAGGUUGGGGGCUGUGUAGCUCGUUGGCCGAGGGGCAUAUAAAGCCCUCAGAAGUCACUGCACAGAGAUCCUCUCAUUUAGAUCCCACCUCCCACUUUUUUCCCCCCAAGGCAGAGCCAUGCUGCAUGACCCAGGCUGGUCUCAAACCCUGGGAGUCAAACAAUCCUCCUGCUUCAAUCUUUUCAUAAAAAUCUAGGGUGUGUUUACCUUUCGAGGCCCACUCAAGGCUCCCAUGCAGGCCCCAUAUGAGGCAAGGAUUUGGGAAGCUAUUUCUAGCGCUGACCCUCCAGGAGACAGGAAGGAGUUCAUGUAAUUACUGGAGUGUCAGCCCUUUUCCUGUGCCUUGAUACACUACCCUUGGAGCAGGAGUAAUGGUUCUUAAAAAGACAAAAGUGGCAGAAAAUGUGCCUUCCCUGAGCCUAUCACCCCUGCGACAGUAUGGCCCAGGGAGUGGGUGACUGAAACUGAGCAGGGCAGGUUACGUGAAGCUUGAUUGCUUGAAUGGGCCCACCUUUUGCCCAAGGCUCUCCCAAGGGAGGCGGGACCCCGCCACCUUGUCAUUAGUGGUACUGUUUCUGGUGGGCUGGAAUAUGGUCAGUGCUGAUAGAAUUAGUUACCUGUUUGGGUCUGGAGUCUUUGACCUGCUGCGGCCUGGCAGAGCACAGAAGGAACAGCGUGGGGGAGUUGGUGAGCUCCUAUCUUUGAAGGUGUUUAAGCAGUGGCUAGUGGUUCAAGCUGUAGCAGAAUCCUGGCCUUGGACUGGAACUGUAUCAGACACAGCACCGAGUGUCCUCUGCUCUGUGCAGUGUCAUCCACCCCAGGCUGUGAGUUUGACCUUGUCUGUGUUUCUCCUACAGAUACUACCGCUGCAGAGACGCCCCGAGGGAAAUCCCAGAUCAGCACUAGUUCAUCCCAGACACCGCUCCUCCGAUGGGUCCUCACACUCAGCUUCCUGUUGGCGACCGUGGCAGUGGGAAUUUAUGCCAUGUAAAUGCAGUGUUGGCCCCCAGAGGCUGUGAACUCUGUCUCAUGUAGCCUUCUCUCUGCAGGGGAGAAUCUUGCCUGGCUCUCUUUUCUUGGGCCUCUAAGAAAGCUUUUGGGGUUCCUCGCCCCCUUCCUGUGUCUUCCUUUGUCUCUCUGGAAUGGAGGGAGAUGCCUGGCACAUUUCCCUCACCAGAAGCACAUCCAGCCAGGGGCCUGAACUUGGAAACCAGCAGCCCCAAAUCCUGCAACAGAGCCCCAGAACUGUGGUCGGUAGAGGCGGCUGUUCUGAGCCCAGUGCCCUUGGUAGUCGGCGUCCAUGUUGACUGACCAUGACUGCUUUCCCCCAGCACCAUGGCCACUUUGAUAUCAGUGUGCAGAUACUUUCUGUCAUGUGUUCCUGUCUUGUUUUUGUUAUUUCCCCAGUUCUACCAGUGUAAUGGUAUUUUUUGUUGUAUUGAUUGUUUUUUUAUUCUAACCAAGUUGGGCUGUCUUUUGAGGGGUGGAUGGUAUUUAAUAAUUGUAACCUUGGUCUCUAACUUCUGUGUGAAGUAAUAAAUGGCAUUAUCUAAUA